AUGGGAAUUGUCAUAGGACAACCUCAGACUCUCAACCGCCCUUACAACUACCUGGCCAGCUAUUGGGCCAGCAUGGCAGUUGUUCUAAUGCUAAACGUGAACUCCACCACUGUUGAUGUGACCCAAGACCACGGAGAAGCUGUUGGCUCUCCACUUCCACAUCCCCAUUCAGAUCCAAAUAUCACAACGCUUGAUAUUGUCAAAGUCGCUCUAUUGCUAUAUCAUUAUAUGUUUCAACGUAGCGGUCCUUAA
Molecule: messenger RNA, 252 nt
Organism: Fusarium pseudograminearum CS3096
Lineage: Eukaryota; Fungi; Ascomycota; Sordariomycetes; Hypocreales; Nectriaceae
Exons: 4
Coding region: 1-252 (83 amino acids)
Source: RefSeq, a predicted model, not a curated record